Acomys russatus (golden spiny mouse) is the source of this 866-nucleotide messenger RNA. RefSeq names its product interleukin 27 (gene Il27). Gene Ontology annotation, molecular function: interleukin-27 receptor binding. Gene Ontology annotation, biological process: regulation of T-helper 1 cell differentiation; regulation of T cell proliferation. The transcript has 5 exons. NCBI's taxonomy places the organism in Eukaryota, Metazoa, Chordata, Mammalia, Rodentia, Muridae. The record is from RefSeq and is a predicted model, not a curated record. Bases 110 to 799 code for a protein of 229 amino acids.
GAGCACAAAGCUGAAAGUACAAGCAGGACAGAAAGUGAAACUUGGUGCAGCCCCCAGUAUAAGACCCCCCUACCCAGGAGAUGGCCGCAUACCGAGGCUGGGCCCUGACAUGGGCCAGGUGACAGGAGGCCUUGGCUGGCGGCUCAGCCUGCUGCUGCUACCCUUGCUUCUGGUACGAGCUGGUGCCUGGGGGUUCCCAGCAGGCCCCCCGAGCCUUCAGGGGCUGCGUAAGGAAUUCACAGUCAGCCUGCAGCUUGCCAGGAAGCUGCUCUCUGAAGUCCAGGGCUGUGUCCGCAGCUUUGCUGAAUCUCGCUUGCCGGGAGUGAGCCUGGACUUCCUGCCCCUGGGACACCAUCUCCCCAAUGUUUCCCUGACCUUCCAGGCAUGGCGUCACCUCUCUGACCCAGAAAGACUCUGCUUCCUCUCCACCACUCUUCGGCCCUUCCCUGCCCUGAUGGGAGGGCUGGGGACCCAGGGGCCCUGGACCAGCUCAGAGAGAGUGCAGCUGUGGGCCAUGAGGCUGGAUCUCCGGGACCUGCACAGGCAUUUCCGCUUCCAGGUGCUGGCUGCAGGAUUCGACUGCUCUGAGGAGGAGGAGGAGGAAGAGGAGGAAGAAGGGCAGGAGCUGCUCCUAGGGGCUCAGGAUGGCUCCAACCAGGUGUCAUCCCAAGUGUCGUGGCCCCAGCUGCUCUAUACCUACCAGUUCUUACACUCCUUGGAGCUGGUCCUGUCUCGAGCUGUCCGGGACUUGCUGCUGCUGUCUAUGCCCGGGCACCCAGGCCCAGCUUGGGAUUCCUAACACAGAGCUUCCAGUCCUGUGGAGAGACCUUUCAGCUCCCUUCCCUCACCCAUUAAGACUCUAAGGC